UUUACUUAUCCUUGGCAAAACGUAAAUAGGUCAUGGAUCCGCCUCCCACAGACCUAUAUUUUACUUCCGCUGUAAACAUACUUUGUAGACGUUUGAUUUAUCUUAUCUAUCUAAACCACGAAAUGUCCUAUCCGUAAACAAUACGAUAAUGUCGAAACCAGAUGGAUUUGACUGCGUGGAUUCUCAUUUUCACAUAUGGGAUUUAAAGAAGUUUCAAUAUCCGUGGCCAACUGCAGAAGAAGAGGCAAUAUACAGGAAUUUUUCACCAGAUGAUUUGCAACAAAACCUGGCCAAUACUCCAAUUAGACAUGCUGUGUUUGUCCAGUGUCUGAAUGGCACCCCAGAAGAAGCUAAAUGGGUGAUCAGUCAAGCAGAGAGUCACCCCUUCAUCAAAGGAGUGGUGGCAGGAAUAGACCUUACCAGUCCACAGCUACCAGAGGUUCUUGAUGAAAUGCUGAAGCUUCCGUUGUUUAAAGGUGUGCGACAUAUUUUGGACUUGGAGCAGCCUGAUUGGAUAACUCGGGAGGACGUUCACACAGGACUGAAGGUUCUGGAGGACCGGGGCAUUCCCUAUGAUCUACUCCUCAGACCCCCAUUGCUAAAAUAUAUACCAGGCAUUGUCUCAAAGUUUCCAAGAUUAAAGUUUGUGGUUGACCACAUUGCCAAACCAUACAUCAAGGACAAGAAAAUUGAUGGAUGGAAAGAAGAAAUAGCAGCGAUAGCAAAAUAUCCCAAUGUCUAUUGCAAGCUGUCUGGCCUUGUGACAGAGGCAGACUGGGAAUCUUGGAGAAAUGAGGAUUUCCAACCUUAUAUUGAUCAUGUGUUGGGUUGUUUUGGAGUGGACAGAUGUAUGUUUGGAUCAGAUUGGCCAGUGUGUACUCUAGCUAAAGCUGAUUAUAAAAGAGUGUUUGAUUUGCUGCAACAUCUUCUAAGCUCAAUGACAGUUGAAGACAAGAAAAAGAUUUUCCGAGAGAAUGCAGCAAAGUUUUACAAGCUAGACUUAAACUAAGAAUGUAUAUUUAUUUUAAUGCAACCAUGCACACUUCAUUAUUACUGUGCCAUAAAAAAAUCGUGUAUUUUCCAAACAUCAAAUUCACAAGACAUGAUUGCAUAUUUAGAACAGACUGCACAUUGUACUGAAUAAAUAUUUUUAAAAAAACA
Molecule: messenger RNA, 1161 nt
Organism: Magallana angulata
Lineage: Eukaryota; Metazoa; Mollusca; Bivalvia; Ostreida; Ostreidae
Exons: 8
Coding region: 149-1009 (286 amino acids)
Molecular function (GO): hydrolase activity
Source: RefSeq, a predicted model, not a curated record